CGGGCCGGGGGAGCCGCGGGCUCUCGGGGAAGAGACGGAUGAUGAACAAGCUUUACAUCGGGAACCUGAGCCCCGCCGUCACCGCCGACGACCUCCGGCAGCUCUUCGGGGACAGGAAGCUGCCCCUGGCGGGACAGGUCCUGCUCAAGUCCGGCUACGCCUUCGUGGACUACCCCGACCAGAACUGGGCCAUCCGCGCCAUCGAGACCCUCUCGGGUAAAGUGGAAUUGCAUGGGAAAAUCAUGGAAGUUGAUUACUCAGUCUCUAAAAAGCUCAGGAGCAGGAAAAUUCAGAUCCGAAACAUCCCUCCUCACCUGCAGUGGGAGGUGCUGGAUGGACUUUUGGCUCAGUAUGGGACAGUGGAGAAUGUAGAACAAGUCAACACAGACACAGAAACUGCAGUUGUCAACGUCACAUAUGCAACAAGAGAAGAAGCAAAAAUAGCCAUCGAGAAGCUAAGCGGGCAUCAGUUUGAGAACUACUCCUUCAAGAUUUCCUACAUCCCGGAUGAAGAGGUGAGCUCCCCUUCGCCCCCACAGCGAGCCCAGCGUGGGGACCACUCUUCCCGGGAGCAAGGCCACGCCCCUGGGGGCUCUUCUCAGGCCAGACAGAUUGAUUUCCCGCUGCGGAUCCUGGUCCCCACCCAGUUUGUUGGUGCCAUCAUCGGAAAGGAGGGCUUGACCAUAAAGAACAUCACUAAGCAGACCCAGUCCCGGGUAGACAUCCAUAGAAAGGAGAACUCUGGGGCUGCAGAGAAGCCUGUCACCAUCCAUGCCACCCCAGAGGGGACCUCUGAAGCCUGCCGCAUGAUUCUUGAAAUCAUGCAGAAAGAGGCUGAUGAGACCAAAUUAGCUGAAGAGAUUCCUCUGAAGAUCUUGGCCCACAAUGGCUUAGUUGGAAGACUUAUUGGAAAAGAAGGCAGAAAUUUGAAGAAAAUUGAACAUGAGACAGGGACCAAGAUAACAAUCUCAUCCUUGCAGGAAUUGAGCAUAUACAACCCCGAAAGAACCAUCACUGUGAAGGGCACAGUCGAGGCCUGUGCCAGUGCAGAGGUAGAGAUUAUGAAGAAGCUCCGUGAGGCCUUUGAGAACGAUGUGCUGGCGGUUAAUACUCACUCUGGAUACUUCUCCAGCUUGUACCCGCCUCACCAGUUCGGGCCGUUCCCACAUCACCACUCAUAUCCAGAGCAGGAGAUUGUGAAUCUCUUCAUCCCAACCCAGGCUGUAGGUGCCAUCAUCGGGAAGAAGGGGGCGCACAUUAAACAGCUGGCUCGAUUCGCUGGGGCCUCCAUCAAGAUUGCCCCAGCGGAAGGCCCAGAUGUCAGUGAAAGGAUGGUCAUCAUCACCGGCCCACCUGAAGCCCAGUUCAAGGCCCAGGGGCGGAUCUUUGGGAAACUGAAGGAAGAAAACUUCUUUAACCCCAAAGAAGAGGUGAAGUUGGAAGCCCACAUCAGAGUGCCCUCUUCUACAGCUGGCCGGGUGAUUGGCAAGGGCGGCAAAACCGUGAACGAACUGCAGAACUUAACCAGUGCGGAAGUCAUCGUGCCUCGUGACCAAACGCCAGAUGAAAAUGAGGAAGUGAUCGUCAGAAUUAUCGGGCAUUUCUUUGCUAGCCAGACUGCACAGCGCAAGAUCAGGGAAAUUGUACAACAGGUGAAACAGCAGGAGCAGAAAUAUCCUCAGGGAGUCGCCUCACAGCGCAGCAAGUGAGGCUCCCACAGGCACCAGCAAAACAACGGAUGAAUGUAGCCCUUCCAACACCUGACAGAAUGAGACCAAACACAGCCAGCCAGCUCGGGAGCAAACCAAAGACCAUCCUGAGGAAUGAGAAGUCUGCGGAGGUGCAGGGGACUCUGCAGAGGCCCUGAGAACCCCAGGCCCAGGAAGGGGGCGGGAGGUCAGACCAGGCCCCUUCCGGGCCUCCUGCCUCCCCCAGGGCCUCUGCAGGCUUCCCAGCCAUCCACUGCACCAUCACUCGGAUCUCUCCUUACCUCCUACCACGCUAUCCCUUUUAGUUGAACUAACAUAGGUGAACGUGCUCAAAGCAAAGCAAAAUUCACAUCCUUUUCUUUUUGUGGAAAUUGUCUCUGUACAUGUGUGUACAUAUUAGAAGGGAAAAGAUGUUAAGAUAUGUGGCCUGUGGGUGACACAGGGUGCCUGCAGCGUUAAUAUAUUUUAGAAAUAAUAUAUCAAAUAACUCAACUAACUCCCAAGUUUUAAUCAAUUAUUAAUUUUUUUUUCUUUUUAAAGAGAAAGCAGGCUUUUCUAGACUUUAAAGAAUCAAGUCGUUCUUUGGGAGGUCUGAUGGUUUAGUAAGGAGCUUCAAGACCACCCACACAAAAUUCACCCGAGGGGAAUCUCGGAAGGACACUCACAGCAGUUCUGGACCGCCUGUGCACGUCAACAGAAGGGAUACCGUCUCUCUGAAGAGGAAACUGUCUCUUCAUCCCUAUCUAGCUCACGCACCCACUUCUCUUUGCUUCACAGGUUUUAAACUGGUUUUUUGCAUACUGCUAUAUAAUUCUCUGUCUCUCUCUGUUUAUCUCUCCCCUACCUUCUUUCCCUCCCCUUCUUCUCCAUCCCCAUUAAUUCCCUCAUCCCUCUUUCUCAAUUCCCGGUACCUACGCACUCCCCAGGCAAAGCAGUGCUCUGAGUAUCACAUCACACAAAAGGAACAAAAGCGAAACACACAAACCAGCCUCAACUUACACUUGGUUACUCAAAAGAACAAGAGUCAAUGGUACUUGUCCUAGCAUUUUGGAAGAGGAAAACAGGAACCCAUCAAACCAACCAACCAAACAAAGAAAAAUUCCACAAAGAAAGAAUGUAUUUUGUCUUUUUACAUUUUGGUGUAUAAGCCAUCAAUAUUCAGCAAAAUGAUUUCUUUCUUUAAAAAAAAACAGUGGAGGAAAAUAGCAAUUUACACGAGGUCGUUGGCCCAGGGCGUUAAAUUUACAGAUUUUUUUAAAUGAGAAAAACACACAAAAAAAGCUACCUCAGGUGUUUUUUACCUCAGCACCUUGCUCUUGUGUUUCCCUUAGAGAUUUUGUAAAACUGAUAGUUGGAGCAUUUUUUUAUUUUUUUAAUAAAAAUGAGUUGGAAAAAAAUAUCAACUGCCAGCCUGGAGAAGGUGACAGUCCAAGUGUGCAACAACUGUUCUGAAUUGUCUUCCGCUAGCCAAGAACCUAUAUGGCCUUCUUUUGGACAAACCUUGAAAAUGUUUAUUAAAAAAAAAAGAAAAAGAAAAAAAAAACAGAGAGAGAAAAUAUUGGAGAUGUCCUGAAUUUCAAUAGGGUACGCGCCAUUAGGGCUUUUUGCGCUAAAGGAUGAACAUGUACUGGUUUAUGUGAACAAGCCAUUUUACCACCAGACUGCAAUGCCAGUUUCCUCUACUGCAAACAGUGUUCUGUGACAAAAACAAAAACAAACAAAAAAAAAUGAAAUAUAUCCAGCUAACAAGA
Messenger RNA from Suricata suricatta (meerkat), 3460 nucleotides. It is a transcript of the gene IGF2BP2, whose product is annotated as insulin like growth factor 2 mRNA binding protein 2. Lineage: Eukaryota; Metazoa; Chordata; Mammalia; Carnivora; Herpestidae. Gene Ontology annotation, cellular component: nucleus; cytosol; cytoplasm. The record is from RefSeq and is a predicted model, not a curated record. Gene Ontology annotation, biological process: regulation of gene expression; nervous system development. The coding region runs from base 39 to 1709 and encodes 556 amino acids. The transcript has 15 exons. Gene Ontology annotation, molecular function: mRNA 3'-UTR binding.